UUCCCCGACUCCGCCAGCUACGCUCUGCGAUGUAUCCUCCCGUGCGAGUGGUGAUGCCGUGCGUCGUCCUUAAUCAGCUGUGCUUUCGCAAUGUGAGUGUGUGAUACCUGCGAUUCGGGGAUACUCCGCAGCAUGGGCAAAGAGCAGGAACUCCUCGAAGCCUCUCGCAAUGGAAACCUGGCCGUGGUGGAGCGGAUUCUCAGUCAAAGAGCCAAAAAGACGGGACCACUGGCGAGCCUCCGGCGUGGCCCCGGGACCAAUGCGCACGACCCCAGCGGCUACACGUCGCUGCACCACUCGGCGCUCAACGGGCACCGGGAGAUCGUCGCCCUGCUGCUGGACCACGAGGCGUCGGCGAACGCGGUGGACGGUCGCGGCUGCACUCCCUUGCACCUGGCCGCCUGGACGGGCAACUUGGACGUGGUGCGGCUGCUUCUCGAGAGGGGACCCUCGGUGGCCGACCCGAACCACGUCAACCAGGAGCACGAGACGGCGUUGCACUUCGCCGCCCAGUACGGACACGCGGCGGUAGUGGCCCUUCUGUUGGCGCGCGGCGCCGAGCCCGGGCUUCGGAACGUUCGUGGCGAGAGCCCGCUGGACCUUGCCGCCCAGUACGGCCGGCUGGACAGCGUGGAGCUGCUGGUGAGCGCGCAGGCGCACUCGCUUCAGCGGCUCGCCACGGCGCACCACUCGCCCCUCCACCUGGCGGCGCGGAAUGGUCACCGGCAGGUAGUGCGCCUCCUGCUCGACCGGGGAUUCCCCGUCAACUGCCGCACCGACAACGGUACGGCGUUGCACGAGGCGGCCACCUUCGGCAAGCUGGACGUCGUCCGGCUACUGCUCGACUACGGCGUGGACGUGGACCUCCGCGAUGCCCAGAACCGCAGGGCGACGGACGUUCUCGAGGAGCUCAACACGGGCAUCGCCAAACAGGCACGGGACAUGAUCCGAGAGCGCGCCGAAGCGGACAGCGGCGGUUCGGCGGACGCCAGUCCGCGCUCCAUCAGCCCUCCGCCGGCGUUUGCGAGUCCCGCGCCGCGGCCCGUGCAGUCUUCGGGCCUCCCGCGGCGCAACUCGGCCGGGCUGGGCGGCUCGCAGGACAUGCUGCUCGACAUGCACGCCUCCAGGCACGCCAAGAGGCCCUCCCUCGGCGACGUGGCCCGGGCCUCUUCCCUGCGUCCCCUGGACGACCACCACCACCAUCGGUCGACGGGCAACGGCGGUGGGGGCCUCGUGCUGAGCCUGAGCCCCGCCGAGUUGGCGCAGGUCCCUCCGCCGGCCUUCUUCACCUCGGCGCGCUCCUUCGACGAGGAGAGCACCACCACCAGCACCGCCGGCUGGAACGCCAACACCACGUCCUCCUCGGGCUACCUGCCCAUGUCGGCGCUGCACCACCAGCAGGGCACCAAGCCGCUGCCCCCUGCGAAACCGCCUCGCCGCUCGGUGGCCUGCUCUCCGGGCGUGUACGAGCAGCUGUGCCUGGCCACCACCGGAGGUCCGCAGAGGAGGAGGCGGCUGUCCUCCGGAGACUCGCGCUCAUCCGCCGAGUACGUGGACAUGCGGCCCAACGCAUCUGCGGCCCAGCAGCAGCAACAGCAACAGCAGCAGCAGCAAGCGCAGCAGCAGCCUCCUCACCUGGACAAUCACAGCGACGCCUCGUCCAGGCUGUGCGAGCUCAGCAGCCUCUACGACCAGGCGGCCAGCGAGUGUCUGCAGCAGCAGGGCGGGCGGGCGCCGCAGCACACCCGGUCGGCGAGUGACAACACGGGCGCCCCUUCGGACGAGAGGCCCGCCAGCCUGGCGCUGCACUCCUCCUCGUCGGGAUCCAAGCGGGCCACGGUUCAAAUCCCGCUCAGCCCGAGCCACUACGACCAGCCGCCCACGCCCGAGUUCCCGCCGCCCUCGCCGGGAACGGCCGAGUCCGGCAUACACAGCAAGAUGAGGCCCCUCAGCAGGGAGUACGUGGUGCAGCAGCAGCGUAGACGUCGUCUCGGAAGCGACGGCAGCGGUAGCCGGCGCAGCUCGCGCGACGUCGACACCCUGACCGACGAGGACGAGUUGCUGCUCGAGCUGAACGGAGGGGACGCCCCGUCGUCGACCGCCACGCUCAUCGUGUCGUCGUCCUCGUCGUCCCAGCCACCCGCGUCGGGCAUCGUCGAAGAGAUCGUCGAGGAGAACCCGUUCGCCGGCUUGUGCCGGGGUUCCAGCAAGACGGACGAACCCCAGUCAACAGCCCCGGCUGCGACCGAGCCUGGACGACCUCGGCCAGGCCCCAAGCCGGCACCGCCACCACGCAAGCGUGGGCCUCCAGUUAGACAUCACUGCAGUAAGUCCACUAAAGAUGGUGAACCAGCGGAAGAGACGCGGAGGCAACAAGAGCACACCGCAAGCCCCUUUGACGAGAACGCAGAGUGGGCAGAAAUUGCAGACAUCAUGGCAUCAUUUGGAAGUGGCAUUGCGAGGGAAUCCAUUUUUGCCAGAGACCUAGAGGAGGAGUUUGCCCGCACACUUACAAGGCAGCACAAGAAGAAAUCAGAAACGAAUGGGUCUACGUCUUCAUGUCCUGAAAACAUCGAGCACUGGCUCCAAGACCUCGGUCUUCCAGAGUAUGCCAACUUGCUUCUGGUGAAUGGAUACGAUGACGUUCGGUUUCUGGGAGGUGGACUUGUCGAAGACCAAGACCUUCUCGACAUGGGAGUGUCCAAUGCUGAGCACCGGCGGCUUAUGGUAGAGUCUGCGGCACAGAAGCUUCCCCCAGUUCCUCGAUUAGAGCCCGGAUCAGAUCCGGGUUUGGACGCCUGGCUAGACUCCAUUGGUCUUGGCUGCUAUGCACAACGGUUCCGGGACAAUGGGCUUGGCUCUCUUGACCGCUGCCGGCAGAUUUGGGAACUCGAACUGAACACUGUUUUAGAAAUUGGCAAACUGGGACACCAGAAACGAAUACUCGCGUCCUUGGGUGAACGGGCAAACAAUAGCUAUGCUGACCUCGAUGAGCUGGACCUCGGUCUUUCUAAAUUGAACAUGGGCCUUCGGGAGCUUGGGGUUGAAGACGAUGACAGGCUGGCGCCAAGUAGUCUUCGAAUUCGGCCACCAACGCAGCUGAUGAGUGAUCCCGGUCGAUCUCCUGCAUCGCAUAGCACUGCCAGUACGGCAGCUGCCCAGUGGAGGCACGACCCAGAACUUCUCAUCAAUGGCUCCUGUGAAUACACUGCACAUUACCUUGGCUCGACCCUUGUGAAGGAGCUGCAGGGGACAGAAUCGACGCGGCAAUCAAUCCACAAGCUCAAGACAUCGACGCGCAAGAUGGGCAAAGUGCCCUGUGUGCUGCUGUCGGUGUCACACCGUGGAGUCAAGUUUGUUGAUGCUGUCACAAAGCGCCCUGUGUGUGAACACGAGAUUCGAAAUAUCCACUGUGCCUGCCAAGAUGCUGAGGACCUGACUCACUUCGCCUACAUCACGAAAGAGCACCAAACAAACCAUCAUUACUGUCACGUCUUCUGCGCUCAGACAAUGGAGCUGGCCACGGAGAUCAUUCUGACGCUGGGCCAGGCGUUCGAGGUGGCCUACCAGCUCGCGCUGCGCGGUCAGAGCGGCAACGGCACGGUGGGCGGCCACCAGGACAAGUCGUCGUGCCAGCGGCUACCGCCGACGAACUCCCACCGGACAUGACAAUUGUCGACGAGGUUCUGAGCUGGAAACAGAACCUCAAACCGGACGCUGCAGUCACACGUCAUCGCUUCUCCAUCGAUGUCGACGCGAGCGUCGAGUUUCGCGGCCGCGUCGUCUUGUCCCCACGCCGCCGCACUUUACUUCGGGCGCCAGCGUUUUCCGUCGAACAAAAGGUGAAGACGAGGUCCUCUUCUGCGUGGUCGCAGCCAGGCCGCUGGUGACGAAACGAGAGCCCCGGAUUGAAACGCCGUCUUGUCAGUCACGUGAUCUGCCCUUACGUGGACGGGUGGACUAACGGCCGUGGUGUGCUUCGUAGAGCCAUUGACGACGACUCAGCUGGAAAUGGGGGGAUUCUUCAACCACCCUCACACCGGUGAUGGAUUUCCAGUUUGUGUUUCAGUUGCCCCGACAUCGAGGCACGACGGCCGUCUGUGUGAAGAUUUAGUGAUCGGUUUUUGUUCCUAGGCGCUGAGUAUGACAAGAGUUGGUGUGGCUGGGUCUCCUUGUUCGGCCUUGGAACCCAUCCGGCGUGGUUUGUGUGUAGGCGUGGAACGGCGGUUCCCUGGCUGCGAACGCCUUCAGUGUACGGGCCGCCGCCGUAACGCCAUCUUUGUAGGGGCACCGCCGGUUUGUGGACUACGUUCUGCUUUCGGUACGAAGUGUAGGGCCGAGAGGCUAAGACAGGAGUUUGGAAAAAAGUGCAUGGCAGCUUAGCUGGGGGUCGUGUCAUCGGGCUAUACGCCAUGGUGGCUACGAAUUUCGGCGACAUGAAACUUGCGGGACUUUGUUGGUGGAGGAGAAAUCACCUGCCAAUUUUUGCGUAUUUAAUGUAACUGGAACGCGCGCGAUCACUUGGGUGGUGAUGACUUGGACUUUCU
Messenger RNA from Rhipicephalus microplus (southern cattle tick), 4547 nucleotides. RefSeq lists its product as uncharacterized. Gene Ontology annotation, cellular component: cytosol. Gene Ontology annotation, molecular function: protein binding. The record is from RefSeq and is a predicted model, not a curated record. NCBI's taxonomy places the organism in Eukaryota, Metazoa, Arthropoda, Arachnida, Ixodida, Ixodidae.